UAUGUUCAGACCACCUGUCAACCGCGCCAUGCGCGUCUUGGAUCGCUCCUUCUUCCAGAAGAAAAUCCCAAUCUCUGCAGCUCGCGUCGUCGACAACAAGACUAUUUCGAAAUGCAGGGCCGAGCUUUUCCGCUCCAAGGAUGCAUUGCUCCUAGAAAGGUAUCAAAUCGUCAGACCUGAUCCUGUGGAGUCUGAAGCGAAAGUUGGAAAGAAAUGUAUCCUGCUUAGACCGCAGAUCGAUGAUAAAGGCGCCGACUAUCCUUGGAGUAAAACUGUUUCGGAGAUGGAAAAGUCAAACAUGAUCAAGGUCGUGCCAUACGAGAUCAGUCUGGACUACGACUACUGGGACUAUCAGGACAUUGCCAGUGCUGUACUUCCUCAGAGCGAGGAACACGACGAGAUUCCGUCCGGUUUCACCCUCGUUGGCCACGUUGCUCAUCUGAAUCUUCGCGAUCAGUACAUGCCUCACAAGAACAUCAUCGGUGAGAUGCUGAUCGACAAGAAUCCUGGUGUGCGGACCGUUAUAAACAAGGUCGACGAUGUUGGUGAGGAGAGCGAAUAUCGUACCUUCAAGUACGAAGUCCUUGCCGGGCCUGACGACAUGGACGUUGAGAUCCGUGAAGCCGACUGCACAUUCAAAUUCAACUACGCAAAGGUGUACUGGAACAGCAGACUGAAUACAGAGCAUCAGCGACUUGUCGAUGCCUUCGGCAAAGGGGAGGCUGUGUGCGAUGUCAUGGCCGGCAUCGGGCCAUUCGCGGUCCCGGCAGGCAAGAAGGGUGUGUUCGUUUGGGCCAACGACCUCAAUCCAGACAGUCAUACCAGCAUGCUUGAUGCCAUCACACGCAACAAAGUCGGCCAGUUCGUGAAGCCUUUCAACGACGACGGUCAUGUCUUUAUCAAGGAAGCCGCUCGUAAGCUUCUGAAGACAAAACACGAGGUGCAGAUCUUUGCAAAACAAUCUCGUACAGAAGCCAAGACGACCGGAGCCUCACCCAAGGUUUUGAAGACCGUCAAACAGCCCAAGACAUUCUCGCACUACGUUAUGAAUCUGCCUGCAAGCGCUAUCGAGUUUUUGCCGGCGUUCAUUGGCCUAUACACUGAAGAAGACAGGAAGCUGCUUCCCGCAGACUUCAAGUUGCCUAUGGUUCACGUCUACUGCUUUGACACAAAGAGCGACGACAACGUGCAGGAAGGUAUCAACAUCUGCAAGAGAAUCUCUGAACAGAUCGGAUACGAAGUCACACCCCAGACGCCAGAGCUCAGCAUUUUCGAUGUCAGAGAUGUUGCGCCGAAGAAGAGAAUGUUUUGUGCUUCAUUCCGCCUCCCCGAAGAGGUUGCGUUCGCGCCUAGAAAGUCUCUGCCCACGCGAUGAUAGCAAAAAGUCUUCAUCACGACCACGUUGUCAUA
Molecule: messenger RNA, 1410 nt
Organism: Aureobasidium subglaciale EXF-2481
Lineage: Eukaryota; Fungi; Ascomycota; Dothideomycetes; Dothideales; Saccotheciaceae
Exons: 3
Biological process (GO): mitochondrial tRNA methylation; tRNA N1-guanine methylation
Cellular component (GO): mitochondrial matrix; cytoplasm
Source: RefSeq, a predicted model, not a curated record